AUGGAUUCAUCUUUAGGCGGCAGUUCUGCCCGUUUACAGGAUCCCAAACUCCUCAAUUCCAUAGCUGCGAGUUAUGAGUACUCUAAUUCCAUUCCUUUGAAGAUAUGGUUACGUUCGGCUACAACUAUGCUCAAACAUGGACAGUACUACGCCACAGACGGUAACUUGACGGAGACGUAUGUUCUGUAUCUCAGGUACGUGGACUUGUUAGCGAACCGGCUCUACAAGCACCCAGAACUGAAGAACUGGAAAACUUCCAAAGAUGGUGCAAUCAAUCGACAAACUUAUCAAAAUAUGUGCAAGAAGAUGCCAGAGAUAAUGAAUGAGGCGGAACGAAUACGUAAGCUUCUGGACGCAAAAUACCUUGAGCAGCAACAAAGACAACCACGUCCAUACGUUCCGCGACCACGUGCAACCCCAAUGGCAAAACGUUCUUCUGAAUCUAGCCUUUCGCUUUCCCCAGAGCCCCAAGAAGAUCUCAAUGCUUCUUUGGCUUCCAAAUUGCGCACCUUGUCAUCCAGCAGUGCUAAUAACUCUCAGAUCAAACUUGAUAUAUCAUACCCUAAUGAGUUUGCUAUCGAAUCGGAGACUGAGCCUCCAGUGCUUCCUAAAAAACCGAUCUCCUCAUCUGCAGCUGUUCACAAAACUGUGAAUUUUACAGAAGGAGGAUCUCCCCUCCGCACCGUCUUUCUCCCUCCGAAACUAGUGGAUGAAUUCCUCACUAUUGCCAAAAAGAACACGUCCAAGAAGCUUGAGACAUGUGGUAUUCUUUGUGGUAAGUUGAAUCGAAACGCCUUCUUCAUCAAUUAUCUUGUCAUCCCCGAACAGGAUUCUACGCCAAACACUUGCAACACUAAAAAUGAGGAAAAAUUAUUUGAUUUUAUUGACAACCUCGAUCUAUUCGUUCUUGGAUGGAUUCACACGCAUCCAACGCAAUCAUGCUUUCUCUCAUCAGUCGAUCUGCAUACACAAAACUCAUAUCAAAUAAUGCUUAACGAAGCAAUAGCAAUUGUCUGUUCUCCCAAAUUCGAGCGCAAAUUGGGGAUAUUCAGACUGACAGACCCUCCUGGAAUUCCAACCAUUACCAAUUGCAACUUAUCAGGUUUCCAUCCCCAUGAGACCGAUAAUCUGUAUGUUGAAUGUCACCGGACAAACUCUGACGGCGGACAUGUGGUUCUAAAAGAUCUUCCAUUUGAGAUAAAGGAUCUGAGAUGA
This is a messenger RNA of Ogataea philodendri, 1215 nucleotides long. RefSeq lists its product as uncharacterized. Gene Ontology annotation, biological process: protein K63-linked deubiquitination. The transcript has a single exon. Gene Ontology annotation, molecular function: metal-dependent deubiquitinase activity; K63-linked deubiquitinase activity; protein binding. The coding region runs from base 1 to 1215 and encodes 404 amino acids. The record is from RefSeq and is a predicted model, not a curated record. NCBI's taxonomy places the organism in Eukaryota, Fungi, Ascomycota, Pichiomycetes, Pichiales, Pichiaceae. Gene Ontology annotation, cellular component: endosome; membrane.